UGCCAUUGGAGAAGGUGAAGUGUAUCCACUCCAGCUUUGCCUCUUCUGAACCUGGUAAAGGCAAUCCACCAUUACUGUGGGGUUGGUGAGCUUUGAUUUUGAAGAGUUCGACGAAUUGUUUAGUCACAACAAGCCAAAACGGAAAGUGUUGUCUAAAAAGUGAAGGUGGUCCCUCCAUUUCUUAUUCCAAUUUCUGCAAAUUUACAAAAAAACAAAACUAUAAGACUACCAUUUUCUCGUUCUCUCUCUCUCUCCAUUUUCUCACUACUGUUUCUGUGGUUUCGAAGACCACCAUGAUGAGCCGCUACAUCUCCAAAGUCACCAGCUCUGCUCUCCGCUUCAGAAAGUUUACUUCCUUAUCGGUGGGGGUUGGAAAUGGGUCAAAUUCUGUCUCCAAAAGUGUUGAGGAUGAAGGUUUGUGUAGUAGUAGUAGUGGCUGUAGUCAGAUGAGUUGGAUAAAGAGGUAUGGGACUUGUAUUGCUAAACUGCCAGAAGAUGUUACCAAGGAUGAUAAUCCUGUUUCUCAAAUGUUAGUUGACUCAUUUGGGAGGCUGCAUACUUACCUGAGGAUCUCAUUAACAGAACGUUGUAAUUUGAGAUGUCAAUACUGUAUGCCAGCAGACGGUGUGGACCUUACUGCCAAACCUCAACUUCUGUCCCAGGAUGAGAUUCUUCACCUGGCCAAUCUGUUCGUCAGUUCUGGGGUCAAUAAAAUCAGAUUGACUGGGGGCGAGCCCACAAUUCGGAAAGACCUUGAAGAGAUAUGUUUAGGCUUGUCUAACCUGAAAGGACUAAAGAAGCUGGCCAUUACUACCAAUGGAAUUACUCUUGCGACGAAACUUCCUAAGCUUAAACAAUGUGGUUUGACAUCUUUGAACAUUAGUCUAGAUACACUAAUCCCAGCAAAGUUUGAAUUUCUGACCAGGCGCAAAGGGCAUCACAGGGUUCUAGAUUCUAUCAAUACUGCUAUAGAACUUGGUUAUGAUCCUGUUAAAGUGAAUUGCGUAGUGAUGCGGGGGUUCAAUGAUGACGAGAUUUGUGAUUUCGUAGAGCUUACACGUGAAAAACCAAUCAACAUUCGCUUCAUUGAGUUCAUGCCUUUUGAUGGAAAUGUUUGGAAUGUGAAAAAACUUGUACCAUAUGCAGAAAUGUACGAUAAAGUGGAGAGACAAUUUCCAAGUAUAAAGAGACUUCAAGAUCACCCAACAGAGACAGCCAAAAAUUUUACAAUAGAUGGACACAAGGGUGUAGUUUCGUUUAUCACAUCAAUGACUGAGCAUUUUUGUGCUGGUUGCAAUAGAUUGCGACUUUUAGCUGAUGGAAAUUUUAAAGUGUGCUUAUUUGGUCCCUCUGAGGUUAGCUUAAGAGAUCCCCUUCGAAGUGGUGCUAAUGACGAUGAACUUAGGGAAAUAAUUGAGGCAGCGGUGAAGAGGAAGAAAGCCUCACAUGCCGGAAUGUUUGACAUUGCCAAGACAGCAAAUAGGCCUAUGAUACAUAUUGGUGGCUGAACCUUGGCACCUUCCCAAUUUUUGAAGGUUAGUAAAAAUGACUGACGAACCUGAGGUGAUUGAUUCCAUCGUAGUCAACCCACCUAUAUUGUAUGACCACCAGUAGAGAACCCAGGUCUACCGUGCCUUCACCAACGUAGCACCUGCCGUAUUCAACAGAGAAAUCCAUUCUGAAGAAGUCUGGGCAUGGACUUACUCGCUGAACAUCAUCUUUGGUGACAUCGGUACACCCCCUAUGUUUAGGGUAAGAUUGACAAGUUUGUAUCUUAGAGGCACAACCGUUCUUUGGUACCAGGAGAGGCCAACCACUCCAUACUGGACUGCCUUCAGGAUAUCCAUUGAGAUGACCUUCGAAUCUCUGGGUAGGAUGUCAAGGUGGCAUAUGGACUUCCGCAAGCUCCUUGCUGCACAGAGCACUCAGGCCCAUGCUGUAGAGGCAGCACAACAACUAGCAGCAGCAAACCCGAUGGCAGUAGAGGCCCCAGUUGUAGCUGAGAACCCGCCAGUGGAGGAAGUGGCGAACAAGGACCUCGGUGACAGGGAACUUUUCUAUGAGGAGUCGAUGGGCCAGACCGAGGAAGAUCCCAUGGAUCAAUCUGACGAGGACUUCGAGCAGAGUUUCGGACAGAACCCUAGAAAAGAGCCUGAGGACACAUAUUCAUCCCUAAAAGCAGGUGGAGCAUAUCCCUAAAAGAAAGAAUCAGAGCUAGUUCUCAGGGAGCAUAUCCCUAGUUAGAUAACAACUUCUUAAUCACCUUUAUUGUGACGCUCCUAAGGUAGGGUACAUCUGCCACAUACUCGUAAUUUCAAAGUUUGCGAGUACGUUAAGCAUUUGAUCAAAUAAAUUAAAUAAAAUGUACUAAGAAAUACAGAAAAAUUUAAAACUUUUAUAUAAAUUUACUAAUAGAAAUUAUUACAAGUAUGCAUACUUUAAGUUUAACAUGUAGCAUUAUGAAAAACCCUAAAUUACUAUUGCAUUGCUACUGAGUCUGUGCUCCACAAGUUGCUCAACAUCUAAAGCCACACUUGGAAAAAUGUUGGAAAAUAACAUAAUGAGCUAACGCUCAGUAAGUAAAUCUCAUGCAUACACAUACACAUGAAUGUCAUGAGUUUGAAAUGCACAUAUACUAAUAUGCGGACUUAUAUACUUAUGCAUUUCAUUUAUUGCUUAUGCACUUUCAAACUUUACUUUCGUGCUUUUUCUCUUUUUACUUUCACAUUGUUAUGGGCCCGUUAUCUUAUAUGCACACUGUUCGAUUUAGCCAAUGCCUGCAGGGCUUAUUACACAUAUAAUAUAAAAUUCCAUGGGUUCUCCUCCGGCUAGCCAUCAUCGCAGCUGGGCUCAUCGUAUUACUCUUUUCAUCAUUGCCAUAACUGUCAUACUUAUUACACAUAUAAAUGGAGGAGAAAGACGGGAACAUGACAAACAUAUCUGAAUGGUCAACUCUGACCUAGCCCACACUAGUGGGCAGCCACUAUAAGUCUUAUAGACAUCCGUCUUCUUUACUGAACUUACUUAAUUGCUUCCUCGAAAUAGUGGCAUCAUUUUCAACAUCUUAUUAUCACAUUGCUUAAGCCUUGUUGUCAUAAAAAUAUUUAACUUUACAUAAUACUUUUCAAGGCAUUUCAAAAAAUUUGUCAUAUUUUUAUGCAUGGUCUUAUAUCACAUAAUAAUGUACCAUAUAACUGAACAUGCCAUGCAUACAUGCCGAUUCUGAAAUGCCAAUGUUCACGAUUCAUGUGUGAUGACAUUUAGUCAAGGCACUAUAUCACAUCUCAUACAAUUCAAAACAUCUUUGGUCAUAAUAUAAGAAGCUUUGGGUUGGUGGCGUUGUUAUACCUUAACGUAGAGCUAUGUCUCAGGUCUAAGGUUUCCAGCCUAAAAACUUAAAGGCUUCCUAUAUCAUAACAUGUAACAAAAUCAUGAACAUAGAAGGUAGUCCACAUAUUCAUCCAUAUGAAAACACAUACUUGCACAUAACUCAAAUCAAACUUAACCAAUUAAGACAACUUUCACAUAUCAUGAAAUUUAUCUAUUAUAUAUCGUAUAAUCCAUUAUAAUAUACAUACCACACAUAACUCAUAUAGUCAUUCAUCAUAUACUCAUCAUAUGCAUCGUCAUCUCAUACUUAAUACAGCGAACAUACACAAUCAAUGUAGUCAUGCAUAUGACACUUAAGCACAAAACGUGAAAUUUACUUACCUUAGGUCCUUAGCUUAUUUUAAAACUGCUCACCAAGAGUUAAUCAAUCCAAUUCAAGGUAUAUCAUUUAUUAAAUUCUAUAAAAAUCGUAAAUAUACACUAUUGAUGGUGUAUAUUAACAAUACCAGAAACCACAUAAGUGAUAAUAAUAAUUAUUAUCAUUAUAAUGCUAAUAUAAUCACAGACAUAUAGUAUAAUUAUAGAAAAUAUUAAGUAUAUCAAGAAUAUAUAAAUAUAUACUAUAAAUACAUACAAUAAAAAUUAUUCUAAUCAAUCACAAUAUAAGUCAAAGAAAUUAUACCACAAUGAUCGGGUUCCACAACAAGUCAAAUGAUGAUUUUCUGAAACUCAAAACGAACUCCGAAACCUCGAACAUUAAGUUUCGACCGUCGAUCUACGGUGGAUCGCGGUGGGCCCACCACCCAACUAUAGUAGAUGUAGAAACAAUUUAUUGGGUUUUGAAGCCCACAACACGAGGAACACGAUGGUGGUGAUAGAUUGGCAAACGGAUGCCUGAGGUGGCCGAAUCGCAACUUUGAAGUCACGCGGUGGCCGAACUUAAAUCGACCAGUUGAGGUGUUUAAUCGGCGAGUGCCAUCGAAAUUCCUGUGUGGUCGAUAGUUCGGAGGCCUAUGAAUCCAACGGUCCGGCACGUGGCUAUAUGUGGUGACCACCGGUGGAUCUUCGGUGGUUAGGCAGACGUAUGCACGCGAGAGAAAAUAAGAGAGAGAAAGGGAAAGAAAAAGAAAGAGAAAGAAAUGAAGAAAUUAUGAGGAGAGAGAGAGGAGCAAUGGGAAAUUAAGGCUGAGACUUUUUCCCUUUUUUUCAAAAUUACAUUGGGACCACAAAAUAUUAAAAUUAUUUUCAAAUAAGCCCUUUAGCAAACUUUCUUAAUUUUAUAAAAAUCUCCAAUUAAAAUUAUAAGACAUUUGGGUCCAAUACUUGACUACUCAAGUUUCUCUCUCUCUUUAAUCUCAUUAAUAACAUAAAAUCAUGUUUUAAAUACUAUCUUUCCAUUACUAUUUCUUAAAUUUGUAAACUUGUACAUUUUAUGUAUUGAAAUUCUAAUUUAUAACAAAAAAAAUGUAUUAUGAAAGUGUUGGGUGUUACAAUCCUUCCCCCGUUAAAAUAAUUUCGUUCUCAAAAUUUCAAAAUAAAUUGGAUAGUCAGAGAAGAAAAACUAUGAUUUCUAAUAAGCAGAACAACAUCAUACUGCACAAGGUUUUAUAUACAACACUUACUUUCACCCCAGAAAACGAAACUUAUUAUUGGCUUGUAAUCCUUAUCAUACAUAAAAAGACAAGAAUGUAUAAACACCUCACAUUUGAAUUAUAAUAUGGAAAGAAAGGAAAAGAGCUAUAACAAGAGUAUAAAUUACAAUGAAUGUAUACGGAAAUACAAAGGAAUCCUCAUCAUCUAUACUUUUGUACACAAACCACACAACGUAAGAAGAGAAAACGAAAAUCAUCAUGAAAACAUCCAUGACAUUCAUCUUUUACAGUCAAUUUUAAAGCAGAUGCAAUUGACUUGUUAUACCUUGAUGAUAGAGGCUAAAUUGAGCAACAAGUUUGUUCAAUAAAGAUUUUAUCAUCAUAAAAAAAAAUGGAAAACUAGAAAACAAUUAUAUAGCCGAUGGAGAUUAUUCUUUAAAACCAAGUCUCUGUGAAACCCUUCUGUUGUCAAAACUGAAUUCUUGCCCUGAAUGAGAAAUAGUGAGAUAGGCCAUUCAUUAGGUACCGGUUCAGAAAAGCCUGACUCUCAUUCUUUCUCUAAGAAAACAUUUAAAAAUCAAAAUUGUUUCCAAAUGAAUAAAAAUAAUAAAGGGCGUAUUGAUACUAUGCUAGAAUGCAAAUAACCGUAGCCACUAGGAAAUUCACAUACUUAACUUAGUAUCCCAUCAUUGAAUAAAACAUGGGAAAAGUCUUGACUGACUAAUCCACCACUUCAUCUACUAAAACAAAUAAUUCACACAUGUCUAAUAAGAUAGGCAUGUCUCAUUUCAACACCUAUACCAAUAAUACUUAGUCAUCACUUCACACAAGUAAUACAUUAACUUACUUUCGGGAUAAUGCAACUAAUAUACUAUAAUUUAACCGCUGAAAGUAAUUCACACUACAGAGUAAUUCAGUAAUUAACAUUUAUCACCUCGAUUCAAUAAACAAUUCACAAACCGUUUCUAUGUUCAAAUCAGGAUCGCAAAAUCAAUAGAAGUGAUUCCUUUGUCGACAACAUUUAAUAAGUUUGACUUUCAUCAUCAGAGAGGGUAGUGUAACACAUAUCAAACAAGAUAAAAUUUGUGAUAUCUAUCUAGAAAACAACCUGAUUCAAGGAUCCAAUGACCCAAUAGUUUAACACAUGUUUCUAUAAAUAAAAUUCAUCACAUACACACUAGAACACAAUCAAUCUCAAGCUUUUUAAAACCAAAUCAUUCUUACUUCCUUCCAUUUCCCAAGCUAAGCAAUACAUGGCAUCCUCAUCAUCUCAGAUGAACUUAGACCUAACCUUAGCUUUACUUGAGCUAAAUCUACUCACUUUCGAACCUUCGCCAAAAAUUUCUGAACCCCUACCACAGCCAAUGGUGUAUCCUACUAUAAACAUCCCAGAACAAAAGACUCAAUUUUCCAAAGUUUGGCUUCCCAAAUUUUACUCUGAUACUGGCCUUGUCACAGUAGAGGAUUCAAUUAUGCUCAAUAAGAAGGUGGUCGUUAGUAUAGGUCAAAGCAUACUCACCCCUAAAGACCAAACAAUUUUAUCUCAUAGGUCAGAGCUACAAGCUGUAAAAGAUUCCUAAGUCUUUACCAUUCAGGUUGCAGCAUCGGUCUCAAACCUAGGCCAACGGGUUUUUGCAAGAGCACAAGAGGUUGACCACUUGAAAAAGUACGUAGAAAUGUAUAAACAAGAGUUGCUAACCAUUAGAAAGGUCAACAAGAGAAUGACUCGAGAGGACGAGAAGUUGGUUAAGGAAAAUGAGUCUUUAACUAAACUUGUGGCUAACUACUCGACCGAUAUAAAGGAAAAAUGUCAGACUCUUCAAACCACUGGGAAGAGCCUUAUAGUUGAAGAACGAAAGUUGAUCAACGAGGUAGAACGUGUCCAAAACCUCAAUCUUUAAUGUGACUCCCAAAAUUUUAAAUGUAUUAUGUACUUUUAUAUAUAUAUAUAUAUAUUACUGUUUUCUAAUUCCACAUUGUGCGUGCUCUCAGUGACAACUUAAAACUCUACUCUCCAAAACAUUAACUUGACAUAUUAACCCUUUAACAUACUAACUGAACUGAUAGGUUACUUUCAAAGCUUGAGAAUAUCAAAUAACAACCCAAACAUCGACAUCGAUAAAUCAUCAAUUAUUUAUCACAUCAAUAAUAAAGGCAUGCAUUCAGAUAAAUAACAAAUUUCAGUUUCUCUACCAAGUAUGGGAAUAAUCAUUUAAUCCAAACUCAUACUUAUAUCAUGGAAACUCAAACACACAAUGAGUUUCUAAUACAAUUAUACAACAUCAUUAACAUACAUUAACUAAAAUAUUGAUAGAUUAUACCAACCAUUCAUGUGUGGCUUGUCUUGUGGCAGAACUCAGUAGCAUUUCGGAUCCCAAAAUUUAAUAACAUAACGAGUAUACGACAUCUACAAACUCAAGGCUCUGAUACCAUCUGUGACGCCCCUAGGAUUGGGGUUCUGGACACGUUCUAUAUUUUUUUAAAUGUAAAUCACAAGGUUGUACCCUACCUUAGGGGCGUCAUAUUGUGGCUAAAUUACGAGUAUGUGAGUUUGUAGAUGUCGUAUAUAUAAGUCAGCGUAUUAGUAUAUGUGCAUUUCAAACUCACAACAUUCAUGUGUAUGUGUAUGCAUGAGAUUUACUUACUGAGCGUUAGCUCAUUAUGUUAUUUUCCAACAUUUUUCCAAGUGUGGCUUUAGAUGUUGAGCAACUUGUGGAGCACGGACUCAGUAGUAAUGCAAUAGUGGUUUAGGGUUUUUCAUAUUGCUACAUUUUAAACUUAAAGUAUGCAUACGUGUAAUAAUUUCUAUUAAUAAAUUUAUAUAGAAGUUUUAAAUUUUUCGGUAUUUCUUAGUAUCAUUUUAUUUAAUUUAUUUGAUCAAGGGCAUAAUAUACUCGUAAACCUUGAAAUUACGAGUAUGUGGUAGACGUACCUUACCUUAGGGGCAUCCCAGAUGGUAUCAGAGCCUUGAGUUUGUAGAUGUCGUAUACUCAUUAUGUUAUUAAAUUUUGGGAUCCGAAAUGCUACUGAGUUCCGCCACUAGACAAGCCACACAUGAAUGGUUAGUAUAAUCUAUCAAUAUUUUAGUUAAUGUAUGUUAAUGAUGUUGUAUAAUUGUAUUAGAAACUCAUUGUGUGAUUUAGUUUCCAUGAUAUAAGUAUGAGUUUGGAUUAAAUGAUUA
This is a messenger RNA of Humulus lupulus (European hop), 8103 nucleotides long. RefSeq names its product GTP 3',8-cyclase, mitochondrial. The transcript has 7 exons. The record is from RefSeq and is a predicted model, not a curated record. Gene Ontology annotation, molecular function: 4 iron, 4 sulfur cluster binding; cyclic pyranopterin monophosphate synthase activity; GTP 3',8'-cyclase activity. Gene Ontology annotation, biological process: Mo-molybdopterin cofactor biosynthetic process. The coding region runs from base 294 to 1508 and encodes 404 amino acids. NCBI's taxonomy places the organism in Eukaryota, Viridiplantae, Streptophyta, Magnoliopsida, Rosales, Cannabaceae.